Lactuca sativa (garden lettuce) is the source of this 1086-nucleotide messenger RNA. The record is from RefSeq and is a predicted model, not a curated record. Lineage: Eukaryota; Viridiplantae; Streptophyta; Magnoliopsida; Asterales; Asteraceae.
AUGAAAAACCGAUACAACUAUUUAAAAGCAAAGUAUGCAGUGUGGUUAAAACUUAAAAACAAAACAGGAAAUCUUUACAAUCUCGUAACAAAUUCUUUUAACAUGACUAAUGAAGAAUGGGAAGCGGAAGCAAAGUUGAACAAGUAUGUAGAUAAGCUGAGAAAUGCACCCCUCCCUUGCCCUAAUCUUUGUACCCAACUAUUUGAUGGGGUGACCUCGACCGGUGUUCACAGUUGGGGGCCAUCUUCGACACUACCUAAUCCCAAUGAAACCUUCAGUACACAUAAUUUUGAGGAUACGGAGAUGGAAGAGACAACACCUCAUCCAGAUACCCCAAGCUCAACAGUACCUCAACCUAAUAGUGAGGAAUCAUCUGGGCGGACAAAAAGCAAGAGGGGCAAACGAAAUGGUCCUAAAGAAACCACACUUGAUGAUGAGUUGAAAGAAGCUGGAAAAGAAAUUAUCAAGGCUGCACAAGCAUUCACGAAAACAAAUAAUCUUGACAAGGAGAUGGAUGCUUGUAUGGCGAAGUUGACAAGCUUGGAGUGGGGAGAAUAUGAUCAAAAAUACACCACUGCCCUUAUGUUAUUUUCUGAAAGUGUUGACAAUAGGAAAAUUUGGUUGCGCCUUAACUUGUCAACUUGUGAUUCGUGGGUUGGAUGGGAAGACAUAUCACAUGAUUCUAAGGUUUUGAAAGAAGUUGCAUUUAACCCGACUUCCAGAUUUCCAUUCCCUCUACCAGAUAAAUAUUACCUUUGUGAUGUCGCGUACACCAACACCCGUGGAUUUAUGGCUCCCUACCGCAAUACUAGGUAUUGGUUAGCAGAUUUUCGAAGAAACAAAGCUUUAAAUAAGGAAGAAUGGUUCAAUCAUGCUCAUGCACAACUUAGAAAUAUCAUUGAACGUACUUAUGGUGUAUUGAAGCACAAGAGACAACACAAGGGUAAUAUGAUCAUUUUUUUCAUUCAGCACAAUAAUUCAGAUAAAUUAUCAAACAACAUAAACUCAGUCAGGACUCAGUCAACAUUUCUAACCCAGUCAGCUUCUAACCCAAACAGCUCUAACCCAAUCAAUUUUUUUGAAUAA